Molecule: messenger RNA, 2531 nt
Organism: Diprion similis
Lineage: Eukaryota; Metazoa; Arthropoda; Insecta; Hymenoptera; Diprionidae
Gene: Gbeta76C
Product: guanine nucleotide-binding protein subunit beta-2
Exons: 6
Coding region: 150-1190 (346 amino acids)
Biological process (GO): G protein-coupled receptor signaling pathway
Cellular component (GO): heterotrimeric G-protein complex; cytoplasm
Molecular function (GO): protein binding; signaling receptor complex adaptor activity
Source: RefSeq, a predicted model, not a curated record
AUUCCAGCAAAAACUGUGGGUCAGUCUCUGGCAGUCAUUAGUCCAUACUUCUUCAAUUUCUUCGAAUCCAUUGCCAAACUGAGCGUCGAGUUUUUACGUGCUUUAGAAAAGUCACGGAAUAUAAAGUUGAUUUGUGAAAGGUUAACAAAAUGGGCAAGGAUGACGCAGAGACCACAAAACUGAAGCAAGAACUCGAAGACUUGAUCAACAAAUGCAAAGAAGACCAAAAAAAGCAGCAAGACGCAACCCUCGAAGAAAGCUGCAGCGGACUGGCGGACGCUCCAAAAGUAAAGCUGACCACAAAGAAGCUGCUCAAAGGUCACAUCAACAAAGUCAAUUCUGUCCACUUCAGUGGAGACAGCAGACAUUGCGUGACGGGAUCGUUGGAUGGAAAAUUGAUAAUAUGGGAUACUUGGACCGGAAACAAGGUGCAGGUAAUUCCGUUGCGAUCUGCGUGGGUGAUGUCCGUGGCUUUUGCACCCUCGGGUAACUACGUCGCCUGUGGAGGAAUGGACAACAUGUGCACCGUUUACGACGUUAACAACCGCGACGCAACCGGGGCCGCGAAAAUCGUUCGUGAGCUUCUCGGCUACGAAGGUUUUCUUUCAUCCUGUAGAUUCCUCGACGACAAAACCAUCAUCACUGGAUCAGGGGACAUGAAAAUAUGUAUGUGGGAUCUAGAAGCAGGAAAGAAAACAACAGAUUUCAAUGCCCAUAACGGCGACGUGGUGAGCAUAAGCCUGGCACCCGACGGUCAGACAUACGUGACCGGGUCUGUCGAUAAAACUUGCAAGUUAUGGGAUAUGCGGGAAGAAAAAGCGAGACAAACUUUCUUCGGUCACGAGGCUGACGUUAAUUCCGUUUGCUACCAUCCCUCUGGCCAGGCCUUCGCGACGGCAUCAGAGGACAAGACUGCACGUCUUUGGGACUUCCGUUCGGACCAACAAUUAGCAACGUUCAAACCGCCAAACACUAAUCCCGGUUUCACGUCUUGCGGAUUAUCGCUGAGUGGCCGGUUCAUAUUCUGCGGUAGUGACGACAAUUCCAUUCACAUAUGGGACACCCUGAAGGUUCAACACAACGGCGUUAUGGCGGGACACGAUAACAGAGUGACUUCCCUCAGCGUUGCCGGAAGUGGAAUGGCCAUAGCAAGCUGCUCUUGGGAUCAGCACGUCAGAGUUUGGGUGUAACGAAAUUUCGAUCCGAACGACUUUCACCCACAUCACGAUCUUCGAUACCAAAGAUGACACGUUCUUAUUUCCGUGUAUUUUUACUACCGCAUCAUCCCCUGAUCUUCACCCUGAAAGGAUAUUUCGUAGUCAGUAUUUUGAGUCAGAUCAAUUAUAUCAACGGGUUUCCGAUCAUUACAUAAUUAGUAGGAAUAUAUUGUAUAUAAACUAAGAAAGUCAAAAUUAUUUGUCAUAAUAUGACCGAAAUAUUAAACUGUUUUCUCGAUCCGAGAUAAAUAAGUUUUGAAUUAUUAACUUUGCGUUCAAUUGUAGCAUAUUUCAAUGUGAUUGUUAUACGGCAAUAGGAAAAAAAAAUUUCUACAAAUAACGGAAAAUAAAUAGCGAGCAUUUGAUCGAUUAGCGUUAUACAUUUAUGAUAUAAUAAUUUACGUAAAACCUACUACUUUUUCUAAACAAGCAUGCAGGCGGCUGAAUUUGAUUUUUUUAUACCUACUCGUACAUCAGACUUGAGGUAAUCCCACUAAAUACGACGACGGAUUUAAUAUUUUACGGUAUCCGUUGUAAUAAUUUUUUUAUUAUACAAUUUGUUAUUGAUGAAAUGGUCGUCACUAUUACUGAAUACCAGCUAUCAUUGUGUCAGAUUGUUACAUAAGUGCUGUUUAUAGAAUUAUGAACUAGGUUUACCUAUGUAGCGAUGCAAAUGCGCUGUUCAAAUUAAUAUAAUAAUCCAUUGACCUUUACAUCGGUAGCAGAGUCGUUUUCUUUUUCGAAGAUGAUAAUAAAAAUAAUAAUAAUGAUGAUAAUAAUCAUAAGACAUAGCUUUUACAUUAACGAUCACAUUUCAUUAACAAUAUAUAAGUAUAACAACAACAAAUUAAGACUAUAUAAUGUUCCCAAUUUGCAAACCAUUUAAUAAUCAUCAAAUUUCUACUUGGGGAUACUUUUUUUUUUAUCAAUAAAUCUUAAACUUAACACGACCCGAGUAUAUUGAAAUACAAUCCGUAUGUACUUUUUACAAAUCAUACGUUCAUUUAUAAAAUUGUAUUAUAUUCCUAGUUCCGUCUUUAAUAUCGACCAUAAUAUAUAUCUUAUACUGUCGUGACAUAGUCGCGAACUAAUAUUUUCUGACACGUAUAAUAAUAGAACUCUGUGUUUAGUCGGUUUAUGGAAAAAUAUCCCCGCCUUUGCUUAUCUUUACCUUUUUCUCCCCAUCAGCGAUAUUCCAAAAGUUGAGUUUAAAUAAUUUUAUGUAUACAUAUAGUCUAUUCAGCAUAUAUACAUAAAUGCCGUGAGUUCUAUGCGAAUGGUAUAAUAUUGUGCAAUAAUAUCACAUAAUCACUA